Messenger RNA from Malania oleifera, 1152 nucleotides. RefSeq lists its product as uncharacterized. The record is from RefSeq and is a predicted model, not a curated record. The transcript has 4 exons. Gene Ontology annotation, cellular component: membrane. Bases 101 to 910 code for a protein of 269 amino acids. Lineage: Eukaryota; Viridiplantae; Streptophyta; Magnoliopsida; Santalales; Ximeniaceae.
AAUGCUUUUGUCCCAGAGAACUACUUUCGGCUAGUCCUUGGUCUUGUUCUGGGCAUUCUGAAUCUCCAUGAAUUAGUAUUUGUCCAUUGAAAGUAAAUCCAUGGAAGAUUAUAUCAUAAAUAUGGUCGUGUUUGGAGUGGUUUCAUGGACAACUGCUUUCCUACUCGUCAGAAAAAUCUUCCCAAAACGUUCCUUUGAUUUCUGCAGUCGCAUUGUUUCCACGACCCAUGCAUCCUUAGCUGUAGCUCUUGCUAUCAUCUCUGUGGAAGAUUGGACCUGCUCACUGUGUGAUCUUGCUUCAAGAUCAUCUCGUCAGCAGGUAUAUGCUUUAAAGUACUUAAAUCUACUACUCUUUUUGGUAAAUAACCUAUCCUUUAUUAAUGGUUACUUGGAUUUUAAAUAUAUGGUAACUAAGCAGGCGCAGACACUAGCAGUGAGCAUGGCUUAUCUCAUCUAUGAUUUGGUAUGCUGCGCCUUCCACAAGAAAGUUGAGCUUGACAAUUUAAUCCACCAUUCAGUGGGAAUUGUUGGGAUUUGGGCAGCCCUUUCCUAUGAUCUGCGCGGAUCUGGGACGGUUGUGACGCUAUGCGUGGCAGAGGUGUCCACCCCUUUCCUCCACCUUAGGGAGAUUCUGAAAGAGCUUGGUUACAGGGACACUGACCUUAAUUUGGCAGCUGAUAUUUUAUUUGCAGUAAUAUUCUCAUUUGCGAGGAUGGUCAUCGGACCAUUUUUAACUUAUGCAAUGUUAUCUACUAGCUGCAAUCCACCGCUCUUAAAGGCAAUGGCACUGGGAUUGCAGCUAAUCAGUGCUUUCUGGUUCUACAAGAUUGUGAGGAUGGUGAAGCACAAACUGUUCAAGAGGAUUCCACCAAAAACUAUCACCUCAAGCUACCAUAUACAGACAAAAUAAACUCCAAUGAAACUACUUGAAUCAUCAGCGCAAGCAUAAGAUUGAUUCAUACCGACCAAAUGCCCAUGUACCAGAAGUUGGGUGCUUGACCCCUAUUCCUUGGAGUAACUAUGAAUAAUAAUAAAGCUCCUAAGCAAAUAGGUAUAUGUUUGGUAGUAAGUGUUCCUAUUUUCACAUUAAAACAAGAACAUUUGUUACAUGGUUUGUCUGGUAAUGGGUUGAUUCCAUAGUGCUUGCCUGAA